Molecule: messenger RNA, 583 nt
Organism: Rubroshorea leprosula
Lineage: Eukaryota; Viridiplantae; Streptophyta; Magnoliopsida; Malvales; Dipterocarpaceae
Source: the annotation of a GenBank genome assembly
GCAAAUAAUUAAAUUAACUAACCAGAUGGAUUCAGAUGGAUUCGGCAGCAGCCAACAGCAGUGUGCAGCAACAGCAGCACCCAGCAGCGGCGUGCAGCAGCAGCACCCAGCAGCGGCCUGCAGCAGCAGCAGCACUCAGCAGUAGCGUGCAGUAGCAGCAGCACCCAACAACAGUGUCUAGCAGUAGCACUAGCAGCACCCAGCAGUAGUAUAUAGCAGUCCAAUCUAGCAGCAGUGUGGCUCCGACAACAGCUCCAGUAGCAAAUUAGUAGGCAGCAAUGGAGGGUUUGAGAUUUAGCGUCUGAGAUUCUUGAAUCUUGAAAAGUGAAAGUGAGGGUUUGAGAUUUAAGGUGAAAGUGAGGGCAGAAGGGUGAGAAAAGCAGAAGGGCAGCAGCAAUAGAGGGAUUUAGGGUAUGAGAUCUUCAAGAGUGCUGACGGCAAAAGAGGAAGGGAAGAUGGAAGGUGAGAGUGAUGAGAAAUGAGUAAAGUUAGGAUUAAAUACUUGAUGAUGGGUUGGAUUGGGAUGGCUCGACUUGGGUAAAAUUAAGUUAAAUUUAAUUUUUAUUAAAUUGAAUUUAAAUUU